AUGGCUGCCAGGAAUUACACCCCAGUGACUGAAUUCUUCCUCAUUGCGUUCACCGAGCAUCCCGAGUGGGGGCUUCCUCUCUUCCUGGUGUUUUUGGGUUUCUAUCUUGCCACUCUGCUGGGGAACGCAGGGAUGAUCAUCCUGAUCCGCAAAGCCCGCCGGCUCCACACCCCGAUGUACUUCUUCCUCAGCCACCUCUCCUCGGUGGACAUCUGCUACUCCUCCGCCGUCGUCCCUCAGAUGCUGGCUGUGCUGUGGGAGCACGGCGCGCUCAUCUCCCGAGCGCGCUGUGCGGCUCAGUUCUUCCUCUUCACCUUCUUCGCCUCCGUCGACUGCUACCUCUUGGCGAUCAUGGCGUACGACCGCUACGUAGCCGUGUGCCAGCCCCUGCUUUAUGUCACCGUCAUGACGGAGAGGGCCCGCGUGGGCUUAGUAGUUGGGGCUUACGUUGCUGGCUUUUGCAGCGCCUUCGUUCGCACGGUCACGGCCUUCACUCUCUGCUUUUGCGGAAGCAACGAGAUCAACUUCAUCUUCUGCGACCUCCCCCCUCUGCUGAAACUCACUUGCGGGGACAGCUUCACCCAAGAGGUGGUGAUUAUUGUGUUUGCCGUUUUUGUCAUGCCUGCUUGCAUCUUGGUGGUCUUGGUGUCCUACCUGUUCAUCAUCGCGGCCGUCAUGCAGAUCCGCUCGCCUGGAGGCCGGGCCAAGACCUUCUCCACCUGCGCCUCCCACCUCACGGCCGUCGCUCUCUUCUUCGGCACCCUCAUCUUCAUGUACCUGCGCGAUGACUCGGGCCGGUCCUCGGAGGGAGACCGAGUGGUGUCUGUGCUCUACACAGUGGUGACCCCAAUGCUGAAUCCCCUCAUCUACAGCCUGAGGAAUAAGGAGGUAAAGCAGGCUGUCGUGAAAUCCCUGAGCAGACCAAGGGCUUCCGGGAGGCCUUAG
This is a messenger RNA of Propithecus coquereli (Coquerel's sifaka), 945 nucleotides long. Its product is annotated as olfactory receptor 9Q2. The transcript has a single exon. Gene Ontology annotation, molecular function: olfactory receptor activity; G protein-coupled receptor activity; odorant binding. NCBI's taxonomy places the organism in Eukaryota, Metazoa, Chordata, Mammalia, Primates, Indriidae. The coding region runs from base 1 to 945 and encodes 314 amino acids. Gene Ontology annotation, biological process: G protein-coupled receptor signaling pathway; sensory perception of smell. Gene Ontology annotation, cellular component: membrane. The record is from RefSeq and is a predicted model, not a curated record.